This is a messenger RNA of Gasterosteus aculeatus aculeatus (three-spined stickleback), 4961 nucleotides long. RefSeq names its product period circadian clock 2 (gene per2). Gene Ontology annotation, cellular component: cytoplasm; nucleus. Lineage: Eukaryota; Metazoa; Chordata; Actinopteri; Perciformes; Gasterosteidae. The record is from RefSeq and is a predicted model, not a curated record. Gene Ontology annotation, molecular function: transcription cis-regulatory region binding; transcription corepressor binding. Gene Ontology annotation, biological process: entrainment of circadian clock by photoperiod; circadian regulation of gene expression; negative regulation of transcription by RNA polymerase II.
GUGCAUCGGGGAGGCUGAAUGGGAUCGAGCGAGAGCCACAGCGGAGCAGCAGAGCAUCCGAGCAGAGACAUCGUUUCACGCAUCGUCCGCCCUCCGGAUCGGUCAAGGAUUUUCGUUUUCCCCUCUGCGAGAUCAAUCCGUGACCUCUUUCCUUCUCUGACGACACUCUUGGGGAAAAUGGGGUGAUAGUGUUUUUUCAUCAUCCAAUUACCACUGACCCAGCACCGACCCCAAAGCACCGACACUCCCCCCGAUGUCGGAAGAUUCAGACUCCAAGCCCUAUCGCUUCGCGGUGCUGGAGGACCAGGAUGGAGACUCCCGCCUCUCCACGCCGAGGAGGGCCUCGGCCUGCAGCUCCAUGGCACAGCUCCACCGGAUGGGCGGCUACAGUCACGGCGGGGCCGACUUGGGCCUCCACUCGGAGGGCAGUGACAGCAGCGGUCAGGACCCUCCCGCCUCACCGCACAAGCACCGCAAGAACGCCCGCUCCCGCUCGCUCCCCGAAGAGGACGUGGAGAUGAAGAGCAGUGGGUCGAGCGGGAGCGGAACCGAAUCGCACGGCAACGAGAGCCGCGGCGGCAACGAGAGCCACGGCCACGAGUCGGCGGGCAGCUCCGAUGGCACCAGCAAAGACUCGGCGCUGCUGGAAUCCUCGGAAAGCCACAAGAGCUCGACCUCUCACAGUCCGUCGCCCCCCAGCAGCUCCAACGCCUUCAGCCUGCUGAGCUCAGAGCAGGACAACCCUUCAACCAGCGGCUGCAGCAGUCAGGAGUCGGCCAAAGCCAAGAACCAGAAGGAGAUGUUUAAAAUUCUGAAAGAGCUGAAGCUCCACCUCCCCUCUGAGAAGAGACACAACAGCAAGUCGUCCACGUUGAACACGCUCAAGUACGCACUGCGCUGCGUCAAACAAGUGGAAGCCAAUGAGGAAUAUUACCAGCUGCUGAUGACCAACGACAGUCAACCCUCAGGCCUGGAUGCAUCCUCUUACACGAUCGAGGAGAUAGACAGCAUUACUUCUGAAUACACCCUCAAAAACAACGACAUUUUCGCAGUAGCGGUUUCUCUCAUCACUGGACGGAUAGUGUACAUUUCCGAUCAGGCUGCCUCCAUCCUCAACUGCAAAAGAGAAGUGUUCAAGAACAGCAAGUUUGUGGAGUUCUUGACGCCGCAGGACGUUAGCGUGUUCUACAGCUUCACAACGCCGUACCGGCUGCCCUCCUGGAGCAUGUGCACUGGAGCAGAGUCAUCGCCGCCUGACUGCAUGCAGGAGAAGUCCUUCUUCUGCCGCAUCAGCGGUGGUAAGGAGAGCGAGGGCGACCUGCAGUAUUAUCCAUUCCGCAUGACACCGUACCGGAUGAAGGUCCAGGACACAGUGCACACGGAAGACCAGUUCUGCUGCCUCCUGCUGGCUGAGAGAGUUCACUCUGGUUAUGAUGCGCCCAGAAUUCCAACAGACAAACGCAUCUUCACCACCACACACACUCCGAGUUGUCUUUUUCAGGACGUAGAUGAGAGGGCGGUUCCUCUCCUUGGAUACCUUCCCCAGGACCUGAUCGGCACACCGAUCCUCCUCCACCUUCAUCCCAGUGACCGACCGAUUAUGUUGGCCAUUCACAGAAAGAUUCUUCAAUUUGCAGGACAACCAUUUGAUCACUCGUCCAUCCGGUUCUGUGCACGAAAUGGAGAAUACAUCGUUCUUGACACCAGCUGGUCCAGUUUUGUCAACCCCUGGAGUCGCAAAGUCUCCUUUGUCAUCGGAAGACACAAAGUGCGCAUGGGUCCUGUGAAUGAAGACGUUUUUGUCGGCGCGGCGUCAACUGUCCGUGAGAUGAAGACCAUGGAGUCCGACAUCCAGGAGAUUACUGAGCAGAUCCAUCGGCUCCUACUACAGCCGAUCCAUAACAGUGGCUCCAGUGGUUACGGUAGUCUGAACAGAAAUGAUCUCGUGAGCAUGAGCUCCUCUGGCGAGAGCCUUAACAGCGGCGGCGCCAGCAAAGUCCGACCAGAGGAGGAGGAAGCGAGCGGCAAAGCCAGACCGCGAACGUUUCAAGAAAUCUGCCAAGGAGUACAUCUUCAGAAGAGCCAAGAGCAUCAAACAACCAAACAUGACUUCAAGAAAAGCAUUGGCAAGUCUGCACAGAAAAGCUCAGCGGUGGUGCGGUCCAAAGACUCAGCGGCUCCACUCAACUGGAAGGAGCCUGGGGCCCACAUGGAGGACAGCAGGUCCUCCUCCAAUGGGAUGGACUUCAACAAUCAGACCGUCUACUCCUACCAGCAGAUCAGCUGCCUGGACAGUGUCGUCAGGUACUUAGAGAGCUUUAAUGUUCCCAUCACAAUGAAGCGGAAGUGCCAGUCUUCCUCCAACACCACGUCCUCUAACUCGGAUGAAGACAAACAGAAAGGUCCUCACAGAACGCAGGUGCCUGAAGAACCAGCCUUGUUGAAGGAUCAGUCUGUUCUCUCCGCUUUGGACGAUCGAGUCAAAAAAUCCAGUGACGCGGCCACAGCAGUUGUGGGCACUUCGCUUCCCCUACCUGUACCUAACAAACCAGAAAGCGUGGUGUCCAUAACCAGCCAGUGUAGCUACAGUAGCACCAUAGUGCAUGUUGGGGACAAGAAACCUCUACCAGAGUCAGAGAUCAUAGAGGAUGUCCAAGGAACGGGGGAGCCAGUAGAAUCCAGCCAGAACUCCAGAGCUCCUCUUUCUGUUCUUUCACCUCCUAGUCAGGAGAGGGAGUCCUACAAGAAAUUGGGGUUGACCAAGCAGGUUUUGGCAGCUCACACGCAGAAGGAGGAGCAGACCUUUCUGUAUCGCGUCAGAGAGCUUCGAGGACUCACGGCCCUCAAAGAAAACUGCUCGCAGUACCUGGAGCGUCAGAAAGAACAGAUCGCCAGCGAUGCUGUACAUGCUGCUCAAGCCUCCAAGAUUGUAGAGCCCAUGGCGCGGCGAGGCACCCGGAAUAGGAGGACCAAGUCGAAGCGAGCGAAGCAGAUGGAGUCCUCAGAUAGCACGGUGUCCCAUCGCAGACAGCACGUGCGCCCUCGCCUUCCAAACCACGGCCUUAACCCGACCUCUUGGUCCCGCUCUGACGCCUCACAGUCGACCUUUCCCAUGGCCUACCCCCCGGUAAUGCCAGGCUUCCCCCUACAGGUUUACCCCAGAGCCGGUUCCACAGCUCCCCGCUCAGGCACCACUCAACGGGUCUUUGGGGAUAGUCGGGCCACCCAGGCCCCUCCCUGUGCCCCACCCAUUCACCCUGCUCCCUACCCCACCCCGAUCGUGGCCCCCAUUAUGGCUCUAAUGUUGCCCCUGCCCUUCCCCCCGAUGGCCCCUGGACUGCCUCCUCCACAGCCAGUGUACCACGCGGUGCCUGGUGGCUUCCCCACCCAGUUGCAACCGUUUGGUCAGGCUGCGUUUCCAGCGCAUGGACCCUUCACGUCUCCGCCUCCCUUCGCUGUUCAGAACCAGUUCAGCCCACAGAACCACUUCGCCCCGCAGGCAGACUACCCGAACGCAUCGUUCCACUUCCCCCCGUACUCGGAAACCUCGAAGGCCCCCAUGAUGGAGGGCCAGUCUCGCGCCUCUACGCCCCAGUCGGGAAGAGGGGGAGGCCCGGCAUCGCCGCCGCUCUUCCAGUCCCGCUGCAGCUCACCCCUCAACCUGCUGGAGCUGGAGCUGUCGGUGGACCGCCAGGACAUCACGGUGGUCUCCUACGGAGGACAAGGGAGUAACGCUGCUGAAAGAGAGAAGGGAGCGAACGGCAAGCAAGCCAUGGAGACGGAGCAGCCGUCUGUCAGUCUCCUCGCUCCUCCCGGACCCCUGUAUUGCGAGGGCUCCCCCCGUGUCUGUGAGCGUUUGUCUUGGGACAAAGUGUGCUCUAGGCUCAGGGCUUGCAGCAAAGAGGCAAGUUCACGCGGCGACGGGAACAACAGUGACGCAAACUCUUUGUCCAGCGACAUGUUGGACAUUAUUCUCCACGAGGACUCCUGCUCAGGCACUGGCUCGCUCACCUCGGGGUCCAUUGGCUCAGGGUCCAACGGCUGCGGAACUUCAGCCAGCGGGACGUCUCAAAGCAGGACGUCAGCCAGUGGGACUUCCGGCAGUGGAACAGGGAGCAGUAAAUACUUCGGCAGCGUGGACUCCUCCCAGAACAGCAAGAAGGUCAAUGGUCACUUGAGCGGCAGUGAGGAAAGGCCGGUGGAGAUGGACCAGAGAGAACACCUACCACUGCAGGACCCCGUGUGGAUGCUCACUGCCAACACAGAUGACAAAGUCAUGAUGACCUAUGAGUUGCCUUUGCGUGACAUGCAGAGAGUGCUCAGAGAAGACCAAGAGCAGUUGAGGCUCCUGCAGAAGAAUCAGCCACGCUUUUCUGAGGAGCAGCAGAAGGAGCUGGUGGCGGUCCACCCCUGGAUUAAGAAGGGAGGUCUGCCUAAGGCCAUAGACAUCAAGGCGUGCUUCUGUUGCGAUGGCGCCUCGAGGGAGGCGACGCCGGCGGGGGAUCGGCCGGACCUGGACAUCGGUGAUACAGAGACGGGGGAGGUGGGCUGCCAGCAGAGGCCCAGAGAGGAACCUUCCAACGCACUCUCGGAGACAACCAGAUAGACAUAAAGUGCCGCGUAUUUUUUACUGUGAUCUCUCACCUUUCAGCCUGUCGUCCUGUACAACUUUGAAGAAGGACCUAUUUUUACACAAAGCACCACACGGGCCCCUUUUCUCUUGAUUAAUGUCUCUGCCAUGCUGUUUGGAUGUGAAACAAAUACCCGUGAAUAAUACGAGUGCGGGACUGUAUGACUACGCAUGUGCAUGUGUUUGUUUCUGUGUAGCACCUAACUAAGGGAAGCAUAUGCAGUGAUCAGGAGAGGCUGAGCCCAGUAGGAGGAACACAUAAUGUGCCCUUACACCAGGCAGAACGUUGGAGGUCACAUGCCAGGAAGUGUCUCUGUGAUGCUCUAACUGC